Messenger RNA from Eufriesea mexicana, 1923 nucleotides. RefSeq names its product Exonuclease 3'-5' domain-containing 2 (gene Exd2). Gene Ontology annotation, molecular function: nucleic acid binding; 3'-5' exonuclease activity. Gene Ontology annotation, biological process: nucleobase-containing compound metabolic process. The transcript has 8 exons. Bases 1 to 1842 code for a protein of 613 amino acids. NCBI's taxonomy places the organism in Eukaryota, Metazoa, Arthropoda, Insecta, Hymenoptera, Apidae. Gene Ontology annotation, cellular component: cytoplasm; nucleus. The record is from RefSeq and is a predicted model, not a curated record.
AUGCGUCCUGUAAAAAGCAACAUGUUCCUUGUGUGUGUAACUGUGGGCCUAGUACUCUUGGCCUCCAAAUAUCGCAGAAAUGUUUUUCAAAGUGUUAAACAUCUCUGUCAAUAUAUAAAGAGUAAAAAUGGUAAACAAAGUGACGAUAAGAAAAAGGAUCUUAAAAUUACAUUGGAUAAAAUUAUUUUGGCUGAUACUCCUGAGAAAUGUGAUUACGCCGUUCAGCGUAUUCGCUGCAACUUAUCUAAUGAUGUAUUGGGUUUUGAUUGUGAAUGGAUUAAUGGAGGACCUGUUUCUUUACUUCAACUUGCAACAUUUAAUGGAGUAUGUGGCCUAUUCCGCAUUGGUAAAAUUGGAUACAUUCCACAAAAAUUAAAAGAAUUACUAACUAGUAAACAUAUCCUUAAAGUUGGAGUUGCUUCAUAUGAAGAUGGGCAAAAGAUAAUAGCAGAUUAUGGGUGUAGGGUUUGCAGUACACUUGAUUUAAGGACAUUAGCAGAACAUGUGAAUUUACCAAGUCCAAAAAGUUUAGCUGCUAUGAGUUUACAAUAUUUGGGUUUGGAAAUGGAUAAACUAAUUGAAGUAAGGUGUAGCAAUUGGAAUGCUGUCACUCUUACUGACGAACAAGUAGCAUAUGCUGCUUGCGAUGCAAUUGUGUCUGUUCUUAUUUAUGACCAAAUCAUGCAGAAGAUGAAAGAAAAAUAUUCUUUGUGGGAAAAUUUGAUAAAUUAUAUAAAAAGUUUAUGUAAUAAAAGCAUAAAUAUGCAAUUUCAUUGUUUACCUAAUGAUGUAAUUGAUACAAGGUUCAAGGUUCACCAAGAACACAUAACUGUUAAUCAAAAAAAUAUUAAAAAUAAUUAUUUUGAUAAGAUUACCAGAGAUUUAAAAACAAACAAUAAUAUUACACAUAAAAGUAAUAUACCUACAAGGAAUAAACCAUUAUAUCACAAUUGUUAUUUACAAGCUCCAGAUGGAGAAAUAUUGUGUACAUGUGACCGUAAGAAGGCAGAAUGGUAUGUUACAAAAGAAUUGGGAGAUGUAAUUGAGAAAGAACCAUUUACUGUGAGGUUGAAGUUUGAACCUUCUGGACGAGCUUUGGGAGAGGUGGGACAAUAUUAUACACAAAUUAAAAUUAACCAGUGUGUAGUUUGUGGUACUUCAGAUAAAUUUAUUAGAAAAAAUGUUGUACCUCGAGAAUAUCGUAAAUAUUUUCCGUUGGUUAUGAAAGCUCAUCAAUCUCAUGAUAUAUUAUUAUUAUGUCCAUCCUGUCACGAAAUAAGUAAUUGUCAUGAUCUGCAGCUCAGAAGAAAGCUAGCAGAUAUGUGUGAUGCACCUUUAGCUGGUCCAUUAACACAUGUACGUAAUAAAUAUGUAAAUAAUUGGAGGAAAUUACAUUCAGCUGUUAAAGCUUUAAGAGAAAGAACUACUUUACCUGAUGCACGACGUAAAGAGUUAGAACAUUAUAUCUUGGAAUGUACAAGCAAGCAACAAGUCACACCAAUUUUACUUGAUUUGUUAAACAAGGAAUUGAAAAAUGUUAUAUCAGUACCUAAUUAUGAUCAAUCUAAAUAUCAACCUCAUGGUUUAAAGGUGGUUCACAAUUUUCAAAAAAGAGAAGGAGGAUUAGUAGAACUGGAGCGCAUGUGGAGGGAGCAUUUUCUUUUAACUAUGAAGCCAAAAUAUCUACCAAAUCUAUGGUCUGUUCGUCAUAAUCAAGAUAGAUUAACUAUUCGUCACUUACAAAAUACAAUUGAACCAGAGGAUGCAAAGGCUUGUCCACAAGACUACCAUAAGGAUGUUGACAACAGAUUAAUAAAUAUUCUUGUAAGGCCUCUUGAUUAAACAACCAAUAUGCAGAAUUAAAUAAUUUGUUUUCCAUAGUUAAAAUUGUAUGAAUCAGUGGAAAAACUCCACCUUGCCAAA